Kwoniella shivajii is the source of this 1140-nucleotide messenger RNA. RefSeq lists its product as uncharacterized. Gene Ontology annotation, biological process: L-aspartate biosynthetic process. NCBI's taxonomy places the organism in Eukaryota, Fungi, Basidiomycota, Tremellomycetes, Tremellales, Cryptococcaceae. Gene Ontology annotation, cellular component: cytosol. Gene Ontology annotation, molecular function: L-aspartate:2-oxoglutarate transaminase activity; pyridoxal phosphate binding. The coding region runs from base 1 to 1140 and encodes 379 amino acids. The record is from RefSeq and is a predicted model, not a curated record. The transcript is spliced from 5 exons.
AUGUUCGCUCUUGUUACUCGAUUCAAUGCCGAUUCAGAUCCCAUCAAGGUAAAUUUGGCGCCUGGUACCUACAAAGAUCCGGAAGGCAAACCGUGGGUAUUACCUGCAUUACAGAAAGCAGCUGAGAUACUGCUCGACACCCCAACAUACAAUCACGAAUACCUUGGGAUUCAAGGACACUUGGAGUUUCUUCGGCUCGCCGCGCAACUCACACUGGGCUCAUCUGUUUCAGCUGUCGCUUCCUUGCAGACGGUUGGAGGAACAGGGGCAUGUCACAUCGGCGCUGUGUUCCUGAAGAAAUUAUAUGACCAUACCAACAAACCUUUGCAAGUGUUCAUCUCAGACCCAUCGUGGGAGAAUCACCAUGCCGUCUUUCAGCACGUAGGUCUGCAGACCCGCACUUACUCGAUGUACGACACUCAGACAAAGGAACUCGAUUUCGUGGCGAUGAAGGCGACGAUCUCGGCGGCUCUCGAGGGGAGCGUGAUAGUGCUGCAUGCCUGCGCCCACAACCCUACAGGAUGUGAUCCAUCCCCAGAGCAAUGGGAUGAACUCGCGCUACUGUUCAAAGAGCGUGAACUCAUUGCGUUCUUCGAUAGCGCUUAUCAGGGCUCCAUCGAAACGUUCCUACGAGGUGACGUCCAGCUACUCGUGGCCCAGAGCUUCUCCAAGAAUGCUGGAAUGUAUGGGGAGCGGUUAGGUGCUCUUCAUGUCCCUUGCCCGACAUCCCGAGCCGCGGAUCACGUUGUCGACAUUCUCAAAGCCAUUACUCGACGCGAGAUUUCAACCCCACCACGGUUUGCGGCCGAUCUGAUGACCAUCGUCAUGAGUAAUCCUGAGCUAUUCCAGGAAUGGACAGAAGACAUCAGAACAAUGAGUAACCGACUCAGUGACAUGAGAAAAGAACUUGUGGAAACGUUGAGAAGGCUGGGAACUCCAGGCGAUUGGACGCACAUCACCAAGCAGAGAGGAAUGUUCUCGUUCACCGGAUUGACUGCUGCGCAAACUCGCUAUCUUACAGACCGGUGUCAUAUCUACCUUCCUCCCAGCGGCCGACUGAGCGUGACGGGCCUGACAAGACUCAAUAUGGGAUAUGUUACAAAGUCCAUCGAUUUCGCAGUGCGAAACAUAAGAGAAUGA